GUAAGCGCCAUUCGCUUGGGAACAAGAACAGGAGGUCACCGAAUGCGCCACGUCAUGCAUCGAGACAGGUCGAGCAGCCGGCUCACGCGAACCCCAACGGAUGCCACGAGCCGGGUCUCCUUGGACCUGACCCGCUCUGCGGUCAACAAGCCGGCACUGCCCAGCGGUGUGGCCCUCUCCCCUUCCUGCCAGGACUGGAAGCAAGAGAAACUGGCCAAGGCCCUCCUUGAGCUGGAGGCAGGCAGCCGCUCGCUAACCUCGCCAACGGCCAGCGCGGAGGAAGCGUCAUUGGCAAGAGCGACCGCGUCGACGUUCGGGAGCGAGGGCAGUGGAGGCGGACCCAGCCGGGCUUCGCCGGCGUCCAAGCAGCUGGCCAUUCGGAUAGCGAGCAUAGUGGUCGCCCUGCUGCUCCUCCUCGUGGUGCUCGUCUACUUCAACCUGAGCGCCAUACACCGGCGCUGAAACAGCUGCGGCCAUCUCCCUGGGCCGCGCUGGGGCGCAGGAACUGCAGCGACGUCGGUUUUAGCGCGCGAUACUGUCCGAUCGAGAGACUCGACGAUUUCAGAUAGUAUAAGCGGCCCGUACAUUCACUCGUUUGCUUCUUCGGAAGACGCAAGUAUAGGUAAAUAAUUAAAGCUCACAUUGCGCAUUAGUAUACUCCUUACUGCCGCACGACGUCUGUAUAUGUUUCAGCCACGGUUCACGCUUACCAGCAGGGUUAUAUGGCUGCGCGCGACGCCGUGAACCAAAGCAGCGCCCGUGUAUUGUAAAACUACUCCAUUCUGACUUUAUUCCAAGCUCCCUACAUCAAAUUUACGUAACCGCCGAUGCAAACACCGUCCGGGGACCCGCAGCGUUGUUUGAAUAGCCCAAUCAAACGCUAUCCCUGUUAACAGCAGGUCACUUUUGUUUUCUUUUAAAACAAACAGUAUUGCCUACCUUGA
This is a messenger RNA of Dermacentor albipictus, 944 nucleotides long. RefSeq lists its product as uncharacterized. NCBI's taxonomy places the organism in Eukaryota, Metazoa, Arthropoda, Arachnida, Ixodida, Ixodidae. The record is from RefSeq and is a predicted model, not a curated record.